Bombyx mori (domestic silkworm) is the source of this 1215-nucleotide messenger RNA. RefSeq lists its product as uncharacterized. Bases 126 to 974 code for a protein of 282 amino acids. The record is from RefSeq and is a predicted model, not a curated record. Lineage: Eukaryota; Metazoa; Arthropoda; Insecta; Lepidoptera; Bombycidae. The transcript is spliced from 2 exons.
GAUACAUGUACUUGACCUCAAGGGUAUCUGUUUUGUUUUUUCUAAGCAUCUUAUAAGGUUCUUAAAUACUGAUCGGACAAAUACAGAAGUCUCAGUCGUGCUCUGUUGCUUGAAUCGAUUCCAAGAUGAGGGGGCUGUUAGUUUGCCUGGCAGGCUUACUGGUCUGCCUGAAGACGGCUGAUUCUCACUCAUUGCCGCAAAAGGAUUACGACGCUGACUCCAACAAACAUGACAUUACCAAUCCACUGGAUGACACCAGCGGAAAUAAUAGCACAUCGGUCCCCGACAACUCCAGCGGAAUGUUUUAUUCUAACAUCACAGUUUUCUUCGUGCGUUACGUAACUAGGGGUGACAAUAAAGUGGACAAAAGUAUAUACGCCCACAAGAACGGCAAAGCGAAGAAAGUUUUAGAAGACGGCAUGGCUGUCUCAUGCUGUUAUCUAAAAUCGCGCGCCUAUUUGGGCAAUAAGGACGGUAUCUACGUUUACGACACAGAAACAGAGAAGCUUGAGAAGUACGGCAAUCUGAGUGACAACGUCAUCGGGAUCGCAAAAGAGAACCGCACCGACGACCUGUACAUUCUGACGGAAGACCACGUCGUCUACAAGGUCAUCGAGGAAGGCACCAAGAAGAUCAAGGUCAACGAGGCUGAGCAUGCUGAGCAAAUAGCGCUGGACUGGGAUGACAACUUGUAUUACAUCGGAGCCAACAAUCAACCGUAUGUUGUCGCUUCGGACGGUGCGAAGAAGAUCGAAGGUCUUCCAGCUAAUCCAACUUCAGCGUUAAUCUCUAAGCCUCCGAUCACGAUAGAGCACGGAGCGUGGUUGACAUUCGGAAAACAGCCCUACAUCAUCUAUCGCAACGCGACCAGCGAACCAUACGUAUUCAACGACCAAGAGAAGUUGGAACAUGAGAAAAGAAAUCGUGAUCUUGAUGUUAUUUUCUUACAGUUCAGGAACCAAAUAGAGGAAUAACGUAUUAUCUUCGGAUUUCGCGAGUUGUAGAGAUAAUUAAAAUGACUCUUACAAACUGACCGUGUGUGUGUGUGCGUGUGUGUGUGUUUACACAUACAUGACCACGAAAGCUGUACAAAAUUUAAAAAAAUUGUAAUUUAAUAUUGACAAUAACAAACACGAGAUUAAACUGUAAAAGUAAUUUUAAUUAUAGAAAUAACGUGUUUUUGAUUGAAAUGAAAUCCGAAUGAAUCUUGUGGAA